Messenger RNA from Cadophora gregata, 600 nucleotides. RefSeq lists its product as uncharacterized. The transcript has 3 exons. The record is from RefSeq and is a predicted model, not a curated record. Lineage: Eukaryota; Fungi; Ascomycota; Leotiomycetes; Helotiales; Ploettnerulaceae. Bases 1 to 600 code for a protein of 199 amino acids.
AUGCCUCUUCUACGCCCAUACGCAGCAUUAUCGAGUUUCACACGCCGAGUAGCUCCUCGCACCAUCCACCAGACAACUGCAGCUCGGCCUAUCUCCUCAACAUGCCCACGAUUUACCCAGGGUUACGGAGAUGGAGAGGGAGAUCCUAGAGGAGAAAAUCCUCAAGACCAAGGACCAUCAAAUGGGACGAAGGAACAUGCUGAGCACCCAGGACCAGCACCACCAAGUGAAGGAAAGGGUACCGGAGGCGGGCCCACAAAAGGCGGCAGCUCACCAGAGGAUGCUUCAGCGCAAUCUGGAGGAUCAAGGAGUAAAGAGGCAAAGGAGACUGGUUCCAGCCCAACGGGAGGAGAGGUGGGCAAGAGUGACGGUAAGAGCAGCAGUAGUGAAAGGCCUGAAGAGAAGAGCAAAGAUGGAGCGAGACCCAAAAUCACCAACCACGAUGUUCCUGGCUCCGGCAAUUCCAAGGACAAGGAGGCAGAAGUUGAGCAACACAACAAGGAGUUUGAGAAAGGGCACGAUAGAGCUCCUCCAGCCGACGUCGAGAAGGUUGACAGCAAGUUCUGGAAGGGUAAAGGAGGAUCGGUUGAUAAUCAGUAG